GAGAAUUGGGAGGGUUCGGCUGGUUGCUGAGAAAUUUUGUGUAAAAAUGCCUUGUUCGUGGUAGAAAGGUCAAUAUAGAAUAAAAAAGCAACUGCAGCAAUAUAUUUAUAGUUAAAGAUAUUGCCAUUUAUUGUUUGAAGAGCUGAUUACCGGACGAUGACGGAAUACAAGCUAGUUGUAGUUGGUGCUGGUGGUGUUGGUAAAAGUGCACUUACAAUCCAAUUGAUUCAAAACCACUUUGUUGAUGAGUAUGAUCCAACUAUAGAGGACUCAUAUAGAAAACAAGUUGUUAUUGAUGCAGAAACAUGCCUACUUGAUAUUCUUGAUACAGCUGGCCAGGAAGAAUACAGUGCAAUGAGAGACCAGUAUAUGCGAACAGGAGAGGGAUUUUUAUGUGUGUUUGCAGUGAAUAAUAGAAAAUCAUUUGAAGAUGUUGCUAUGUAUAGGGAACAAAUUCAACGUGUUAAGGACAGAGACAAUGUUCCUAUUGUCUUGGCUGCCAACAAAUGUGAUUUGCCAAAGCGAGAAGUCUCUUCCCAAGAUGCAAGACAAACUGCAAAAGAUUUUUCAGUUCCAAUUGUUGAGACCUCAGCAAAAACUAGACAAGGGGUUGAAGAAGCAUUUUUUACUUUGGUUAGGGAGAUUCGAAAGGAUAAAGAGAGGCGUCGCCCCGAAAAACAAAAGCCGCCAAAAGGAAAGUUUAAGUGUGUUGUUUUGUAGUAGUCCUUGCGUCAUAUAUAUGUACUGGUGCGUCUAGUGUGUAGAUUUUUCUCUUAGCGUAUAUUCAAAUCAAGUGAAAAAGUAUUAGUGAAGAUAUUGUUAAUGCCUGUUAGUAAUACCAGUAUUGUUAUUGUUAAAAUGCAAUGCUCUUGUCGCCGAUUUAUUUAAUAAAGGACAGGUUCGUUGGUGGAGUAGCUUAUAAAAUGAUGAAAUUUCUUUUAGAUAACUCAGUUAUAAAGGAGAAUCUUGAGCAAAUCAAUGUUUUUUUAAUUGUUUGUUACGUAUUAAAACCUCCUAGCUAACCAGGCUCGAUCAAACAGUAGGCAGCUACGUGUUUACGAAAGAUAUCAGUCCAGCAAUGAUGAUAACAUCGAAAGGACAAUCCGCAGCGAAACCUCUGCGCAGCGAAUGUCGCCUGUCCUUAUUCGCUAUGUCCGCCAGAGAAGCGGCAAAAGUGGUGAACCCUAUGUUUCUAUUUUAUGCGUUGUAUUACAGGAUGUGUAGCUGAAGCUAGGUAGUGACAAUUCAAUGAUAGUUUCCUAUCUUGUUGCUUUUGAUUGGCAAAAAAUCAAGGUAGUAUUACAUUAUUGUUUUAGUCAGAUUCAGCAUAAGUAGUGUGUACCAACCAAGUGUCAAAUAGCGCCUUUGAUACCCGUUCGAAGUUUAUAUCUCACGUGUUUUACAGUUAAAUAAUUUUGACAGAUAAAGCAAAUAUGUUAGCUUUUGUGUCAUCAUCAGGCAAACAUAUCAGUCUGCCAAACAUUUGAUACAGCGAAUACAGUGGAAUGAAUGCAUUUCCACCCUCCCCUCUUGUGCCGAUUCAACGCUGUGGCUCCCCCCCCCCCAUUUCUAAUGUAUGCAGCCUUCUUUAGAGACGUUUUUCUUCAUUUGAUCCAACGGAAAAUUUCCUUUGGAGUAAAGCUUUUUUUCCUUUGCAAUGAAAGCACAGUUUAUAUCAAAUCUUCCAAAUGAAAAACGGUUAAUCUCACCAAAAACCAAGAACUUUAUUCGAUGAUAGAACUGACCCGGAGGGGGGGAGGGUACUCCUAUCAAGGCUUGACAGGAGGUCUAGUCAAUUUGAGGGUCUUACCAAAUAUCUACCAAGUGGCCAGUUUCGAUAAUAACACAACGGCCCCCACUUGAAAAAUGAAUUUCCGCCACUGCCUUGACUGGACCCCCUGUUAAGUCAUAAUGGGAGUAACCCCCCCCCCCUCACUCCCCCAGGAGAACGGGUGACAGCUACUUGUUCUAGGUGCCCGUUCAAAUCUCCUCACUCUCACCACUAAUGACUAUAAACGUCAAUCAAAACCUCAACAUUACUUUGUUUUUAUAUCCAAUACUUUAUUUGAACAGAUUACCAUUACAUGCAAUCUGCAAGUCCCUUUUUCGUGCAAUUUCUUUUUGUUGUUUGAUAAUUUCAGAGAUUUCAUUUUUCGUCAUUUAGUUUAGAUUAUUUUGGUAAACUCGCAACUUGCAUCAUAUCCUUUUUGCGUUAUGAGGUUUAAAGUGGCCAAGCCUUGGAUCGUUUCUGAGUAACAACAAUGUCAACAUUAUACUAGACACUCUAAAAAUCUGUUGACAUAAAUUGUCAGGUUAUUGAUUUGCAAUAUUAAUGUUUGUCGUGAGAAAUCUUUAUUAUUUCUGUUUUCAAUUUGCAAUUCGCAUUAUAUGCUUGUAAUGCUAAACUAUAUUUCUUAACAUACCUAGAAAUACA
Molecule: messenger RNA, 2434 nt
Organism: Rhopilema esculentum
Lineage: Eukaryota; Metazoa; Cnidaria; Scyphozoa; Rhizostomeae; Rhizostomatidae
Product: GTPase KRas
Biological process (GO): signal transduction
Cellular component (GO): membrane
Molecular function (GO): GTPase activity; GTP binding
Source: RefSeq, a predicted model, not a curated record